GUGUGUGCUACAUGUAGGUCUGUGCGUGUGUGUGUGCGGUGUAUGUGUGUGUGUGUUCUACAUGUAUGUCUGUGCGUCCGUGUGUGGUGUGUGCGUGUGCUACAUGUAGGUAGGCGUAACAAAUCGCAGCCCGUGGUCGCUCGUUCAAAGUGCCCGCACGUCUCGUUCAUCCCCCGCCGCCCAUCGCUCGCUCUGCGCUAAAAAUAAACCCGAGGAGAAGGGGAGACGAGGGGAGGGGAGAACGAGACGGGGAAAGACGGAGCGACCGAAAGUAACUAGGAAGACAGCAAACGAAGACACGCGGGUAAGAGCAGCGACAUCUUUUGUCAGGCACCUCGCGAUGCCGUCGAUGGUGGGAGGUGAAGAUGGUGUGUAUGGGGGAGAGGGGAAGUACCCCUCGCUCUACCUAUAUACCUUACCUUCAUACACGGCGCUCGGCUUUCGUAGCCACGACGGAGGAUGCGAGAGCUCGCUACCAGCUUCUCCCUGUGAUACAGCUUGUAAAUAUUCACGCCUCGCUAGCAACGAGGAUCGAAUGACAGUGCAAGCUGACUUUCUAACCGCAACAAUCUAGAAAAAUUGUAACUUAUUUACCCCUCCACUUGAUCUUUCUCUUUCUCUUGUUCUUUCUCGUCGAGGUUCCGACCUUUGCGCGUGCGGCGAAACUCUGCGACGGAGUGUGUGGAGCAUAGCCAGCUUGCUCGGAGAGCCGGUAGGUCUAUGUGGGCGGCCACUUGAUGACAUUAUCUUGGUGAUACCGAGCAGAUAUAUUUAUGUUUUCUUGGCAGAGAUAAGUUGUUUGUUUUACCGGCCAGAUUCGAAUUUUCUACUCGCCUGUUCGAAGAGUCGCUCCCCUGUACACACUGCCUCCCGCUGUCCCGACCUGUUUGUCAUCGAGGGGUGCGUGACCCUCGUGCGCUGUGUUUAACGUCUGCACUUUUUUAACUGACAGUUUAUGCUUGAGUUAGCGCCAGCUCGGGUAUCACUCACUUUAUAUGCUUAGACGAUUCCUUUGGCUGUGCAGAAAACACUACUUGGCGUCUUUCUCGAACACUUUCCUUCACUUCAAAAAGUGACUUCCGAACCAGGAUUAAAUCGGAGACCGGACCUCACCUGAAACAGCUGCUGCGACCAACAGAACAUGUUUUGUGUGGACGUCCAGGUGUGAAGAGAUGGAACAUUGAUUUACGUUGUUGUGUGACAGGAGGUGACAAAUUCUCAAUCUCUUGGCCCUCGGAGCAGUUCUGUGACAGGAAAAAAAAUCUGUUUUUCACCAUGGGGUUGAGAGAGCAGUUCCGGCUGGCCAACUUCACGUUGAACCACUCUCAUCCACAUCGAUUCGUCUCAGCUCGGUUCAAUGUCAAAGCCCUAUACGCGUGCUGGCGGGUGUUCUGGGCUGUGUACCACAUGACCUGGGUGCUCCUCAGCUGGGUGCUCGAGCCCUGGGUCGCCUACCCGGCCAUCGACCGCCUCAAGUGGUUUGUGUACCUGACCAACUGGAUGUACCUGCUUUUGGCACUGGAGACUGUCAUUGAAGCCAUCAAUUUCCUGUAUGUCCACCUUCUCAGAUACGACAUUGUCAAGGGUAAGAAGUGUCAGAUGCCAUGGUACCUCAAGAUGCAAUGGCUGCUGUAUGAAAUCGUAUCAACAGGGUCCCUGAUGGUCACUGCUUGGUACUGGGGAGCUGUGUACAAAGGUGACAAAGCAGUCGGCCCCGUAAACUUUUCCCUCCACGCCAUGAAUUCCAUCUACGUCGUCCUCAACCUCGUCUUGACGGCGACGCCUUCCCGCCUCCUGCACUUUAUCUACCCGGUCUUGUUCGGGGUGGUGUACACUGCAUUCUCCGUCGUCUACCACCUGGCCGACGGCACCAACGUCCGCGGACAGCCGUACAUCUACUCGGUGCUGGACUGGUCCAGGCCAGGCCGCACUCUGCUCAUGUCCUCCAUCAGCAACUUCCUGGCCAUUCCCGUCGUGCACUUGCUGCUCUUCCUGCUGCACGUGUUGGCGGAGCGGUUGGGCACGUGCAGGAGGGCUAGAGGGGAGGAGCCCGGGGAGGGUGGAAGGCCGGCGUCUGGGACCACGUGCUUGGACUUGGAUGAGCCUGGAAUGGAAAGCAGCAGUGUGCAGGGAGAACUGCUAGAGGAAGACGAGUGACUGAAGGACAGGGAGACAGUGGACAAGACCAGCUGAGAUCCAUGGCUCAGCAGGGGAAAGAUGGAUAAUGGCGGGAUCUUUGAAGGAUUUGUACCUGUCAAAUCCUGCAGAGGAAGGUGGUCUGCAACUGAUGACCAUCGUCCAUCGCCUGAUUUAUUUAGUGUGGAGUUAUAAUCAGCUGAAAAGCAAUCACUGCUUAAAACUUAAAAAAGAACUAAUUGACCACAACCUGUCAUAUUCCCAGCAGGUUUUUGUCAUCCUUGCCAGAGACCGCUGCUGGCAAGGUUACUGUCCCUCAAUGUGGUUUGAAAGGAAGAAACUUGCGAUGUCAAGGUCUUCCCAUUGCACCUGAUGUCCAUAUUUGCCAACAGUUCAUUCUAGCCAGAAAAAAAGAAGAGAUGGAGUGAAAAAGAAAGUGUGUGUGUGUAAGUGCUAGUUCCUUGAGAAAUUACAUCUGCAGCAUAAUGUACUCACUAGAUGAGUUGUCUGUGCCUUCCAGACAAAACUGAAACAACUCUGUCUACAUCCUCUCGAUAUAAAGAUCCGUCGUAACACGAUGUAUAUGAAGCUGUGUAUGAGGUCUCAAAAAACUCAUUUUUUUCCCCAUUCAUACUUCCUUUCAAACAUCUUUGGGUGGAUAAGAGAACAAGUUUUACACAUCAAGACUAACAUCUUCACUAACAAAUAACAUCAUCACGUGUCGACCUUCCGUGUUUGAGUAUGGAACCAGACGAGAUAUUAAUUAACACUGGGUGAUCGACACUUCUACACCAGACCAUGUGUUUUUGGACAGUUCUGAGGAAUUUCCUGAAAGAUAUGUUCGACUAAACUUUUUUUCAACUGAUGUUUAUUUUACUUUAAUUGUUUCUCCACCUUAUCUGCACAGACAGAAUAUGGUGUCUAUAAUUUUAAGCACACAAUAGAAUGAUUUAUUCGUUAUUCAUUGUUUAUAACCGACAUUUAAAUCUUGUCCAGAAAAGUCUUUUUAGACAAAUUUAAGUAACGACUGUGCUCAGCAUUUCAUGAAUAUGAUUUCCUGAAGCCAUGGUCAGACGACACAACUAUCUAAAAUGAAUGCGACGAAUUCAACAUCAAACAAAUUCGUGUUUGAUAUCUUCCACUCCCUCCUUCCCAACCUCAACCCACUUAACAGCGGUGUUUGUCGAGUUCAAAUCUCAGUGAAGUUAUUUAUAGCUGUCGUGACGCACGACGGGAGAUGCGGAGGGUGCGGUUUGGGAGAGAGGAGGAGGGGGUAGACCUCUUAAAUAACGGUCAUAAUGUCGGAAUCUUCUAAAGACUCACACUUUGCUAAUCCUGCACAAGUAGGUCAGGUCAGGCCACGUGACAGGAGGCGUUGCUUUUGACGCCCCGCGAUCAGUGAACAAAGUUUUUGAGACACAUGCUGAAAAAACUGUUACCUCGCGCUGAUAAGCUUAGUCUCCGACCCUGAAAACCUCCCUGGCUGUUUAUGUUCAGGGUAAAAGACCCUGUCAACCUUUUCCGGCUGUUUUUCGCAUCCUGCGUAGCUGAAAUUUUUUAUUAUAAAGGGAGACCACAUAGUUCUGAUUCAUUUUUUUAAAUAUUGGUUCACGUUUCUUCCACCGCCCCAAAGUGUAGGAAUGUGAAGUGGAUUUUUUUGAAAAAAAAAUAUGGAGGGGAGGUGUGGAUAAAAGGACUCCAAUGUCUCGCGGAGAAAUAUCAUCUAAAUAGUAGUGAAGUAGCUCUCUCUCUCUUUCACACACACAGGGAGGUGAAUGAUCGUCUGACAGCAGACCCAAGAUUUAACGUUGCGCUGGUCUCCCCUGGAGGAGAUCGAAUGAUCUCCCCUGUCAAAGGUCAACCCCCGCGACAUCCGCCUGAUACCAUAUCGGCCAUCGUGGCAUAAUAAACAAAGUGUCUAUCUCCGGGGUGUACGACUACAAUACACGCAGCUUGCAGUGGGUGUGGUGUCGCGGUCUGCCUUUUAAACAGCUGUUUGUUUCUUCCGCAGCCACGUAAACUAUCGCCGCAUCCAGACCUGGGGGUGGCUAGGGAACGGGUGAAAAAAAAAGUCUUAGGCGUCGACACAAAAUAAUCUCCGGAGGACCGCAACCAGACGGGUUGGUAUGCGAAGCCAAUGAACCCCUUAACCCACGGAGGAGCGUAGAUGAGUAACCUGCUGACAGCGAUCGUCUGCUCUCGGGUGACGUGUGACGGGUGGCCCCUUUCAGCCGGUUCGCCGGUAAGAGAGCAAACAAUGCCCACCCAGCAUCUUGUGAAGGAUAUCAGGUAUUCCGGCAUUGUCAGGACCCUACAUAUUUUCUUUGCGGUGAUGAUAAUGUGAGAAACGAUAUCGGACACCCUGUUGGUCAAUUAAUAUGAGCUAUUAUCCUGGUAACAUCCUCUGUUCGGCUGAAAGAAAUUUCUCGCCUACUGUCUCAUUCAAGAACCGGACAUCUGAUACUAGAAGGGGUGGGGAAGUUGGAGGUAGGGGUGGGGUGACUAUAGUCGCUACAUUCGCCUUGGAGUGAUCCGUUUUGCUGCCACAACAGCAGGAUCUCACCUGCCUACGGGUGGUCCCAUUGUAUGAGAGAGGUGAGGGGCGCAGAAAGCUUGUUAUGCAAAAAAAAGCGAUCUGCGAGGAGUCGUGAGAUGCCAAAGGUUACUGCGAAACAACAAAAAGCGAGAUGCAAGGAAAGCGCGUAUUUGUUUUCUCUGAGAAAAUGAACGCAUAAAAGCCGUCUCCCUCCUUCACGCCAUACCUGCGCAGUCGGGUACACACAGGCACGCUGCCUCCUGUCAAGAUGAAACCCAGUCAGACACUGCAAACUUGGGACAAAGCACAUCGGAGCCAUCUUAUCGCAACGCGCCAUUGAUGGGCCCGAGGAGGUUAGGGAAGGGGAGAGCAUUCAACACUAAUUUUCUUUUUUAUCCUCUUGCGUUUUUCCUUUGACAAGUGAAAAGCUUUUAUUUUUCGAGGUGAGUAUGGUUUACAAGUCACCUGCACUGUGUCACAUGAGUAUUUUUUCCGGUGUAAAUCAAAACGUCAAGCCUUUCUUAUUUGACGACAGAAUGGUCUCCCUUAUCUGAACCUAGGAAACUAAGUCAGAGAGUUUGCGCCCCUUGAACGCCGAAAAGCGGAAGUUCGUGUGUGGUUCUCUAGGCAUGCGCAAGAAUCCUCCAGGAAUGUUACUGUUUAUUUAGCAGAAUCAUUGAAGUAUUUAUUUCACACCCAAAUUUGUGUUUUUCUCCCUCAAAUAUUUAAUUCUCGAAGCCGAUGGUCGGAGAUUGGUUGUGUUUUGGAAGUUUCUUGUUUCUUGUAACAUAAAACCAAACAUAAAAUGAGACAUUAAUUUGAUCAGUUAAUUUCAUUCAUUUUUUAUCACAAAGACGUAAGUGCUAUGAAUGUUCUUUUAUGUAUUUUAUCUUGGUUGUUUUUAUAUCUGGGUCCAAGAGAAAAAAAUUAAAUGAUUUUUGGUUUUGCGGCUACCUGGCGCCGACAGACAUUAGUGUUACGUCAACGGAUAUCUCUCUGGUAAUAUAAGAAAAUUGUCUUUGUAGCUCUAACCUCUUUGCUUUCUGAUACUCUCAGCCCCCUUUGCUAGAGAAAUUUCGAUGCAUGAGGUCCAACAUCUUCACCGCCUCAGUUCUAAUGUGGUAUCUAAAUAUUUACUCCGGUCUGUUUGAAGAUCUGAAGUUGUUAUUGCGCCCAUUAAAGCUUCUGACUACAGGCGAGAUAUCAAACCUUUACACUUGUCCUUAAUCAUUUUAGGGAUCAACAGUGAAUACUGUAUUCAUCGCACAAAGAUGCCGCAUACCCCAACAAGAAAAAAAAAAACGGGUUGCACCAUCAAAUAUGAUCUACCUCGGCUUCUUUUAAUCAUGAUAGGUAUGUCUGUUGUUACAUUUUCAAAAAGCCGGGCAGGUACACCAGUGAAACAAUAUUUGUCGGCAGCAGACUUUUACAAGCGACAGUAUGUGUGUUGUUGCACAAUGUAUCUCCUGUUUUCUGUACUCUCUAUCACUUGCUUUGAAACGCAGAUUCUUUACAAAGAAACUAUUUGGUUGCCGGCGUACGGUUGUAAAUUAUACUGUGUUGGUUGAGAUGAUGAGAAGUGAUUGCGGACGACGACGACGAUGAUGAUGAUGAUGACGAUGAUGAGGAUGAGGAUGAUGUACUGAAAAUGGCGGAGUAAAGAUAUCCGGAUGCAGCUGCAAGUACUGAUUAUGGCUUUCGUUGUUUAUUAUUUUUUAAUAUUUGUUUUUGGCAAUGUCAUAAUACAUGAUUGCCACCUUGAAUAUUGGGUACAGUAUCAGAGAAACAGAUGUAUAUUAAUUAUGUUCUGUGUUUCAGUUUUUAAGGUUGUAACUAAUAGCGCUGUGCAUUUUGUUAAUUAAAAACCUAAAAAUAA
Messenger RNA from Pomacea canaliculata, 6548 nucleotides. RefSeq names its product protein rolling stone-like. NCBI's taxonomy places the organism in Eukaryota, Metazoa, Mollusca, Gastropoda, Architaenioglossa, Ampullariidae. Bases 1276 to 2157 code for a protein of 293 amino acids. The transcript has 4 exons. The record is from RefSeq and is a predicted model, not a curated record. Gene Ontology annotation, cellular component: membrane.